Molecule: messenger RNA, 26712 nt
Organism: Coregonus sp. 'balchen'
Lineage: Eukaryota; Metazoa; Chordata; Actinopteri; Salmoniformes; Salmonidae
Source: the annotation of a GenBank genome assembly
GGAAAUCAUAUGUCUACUCUCAUGACACCUUUCUCCUCACUCCGCCCCUUACACUCUUACACACUAGAGUCAUGCACAUACGCACAGUGUAAGAUUUCGCAAGGUUUCACCAGUGGAGUGUGACACACCGGAAUUGCCUAAAGUAAAAGCUGGACCGAAACUGGAGUGCUAUAAAAUAAUAUAGAUAAGACAAUAACUUUAAAUCGAGAAGAAACCAGAAAAAUAAUAUAUUCAAAAAGGUACGUUUAAUGUCCGCAGGUGUGUCACAGUUAACUUGAACUCUUUGGGGAGAAAUUAAGUUAGCACUCCCCUUGUGCCAUUGUUUUUGUAACUGUGUGUGUGUCGGUGUGUAUAGCAUUUCAAAAAUCAUUAUCUCUGUUCUCACUGAGAGUAUUGACCAUAACUCCCAGUGUUACUGUAGUAAGGCUAGUCCAACAGUAUCCAUGUCAUGGAUGUGACUUUUCCCUACCUAUUGUCUGAACACACUGGGUUAAACCAAGGACGGUGGUUUGUGACACCUGAUCAGUCCCUUGAGCUGAGGGGUGCCAAGUCCGCUAUGAAGGAGAGACCUGUGUUUCAGUUUCUGACUCAAUCUGCUAGUCUAGCUUGAAUGAUUUUGUGUUUAAUGAUUCUUUGUUCAGAGCCAGGCAGAAUGUCUAUUGAUUUUUAUUUUAUUUUUUCAAAGUCUGUUUUAGUGGCAGACAUUAACUAGCUUUUACACCGCAUGGUACUCGUUUAGCCUUGCUUCAGUUUAAUUACAUAGUGUCAUUAUCUGCAAAUCCGUUUGCACUAGAGUAACAAGCAAAACAAGUUUAUUGUCACAAGUGUUACCAGUCUCAUAUGGUUGGUAAUGGUAUGACGUAAAGAGCACAGUUUAGAUUAGGCUACAGUGCCGAUAGAAAGUCAACACCCCCUGAACUUUUUUCCCAUUUUGCUGCCUUCAAAUUACAUCUAAAAAGGGAUUCAAUUAGAUUUUUGACAAGUAAACCCAUAACAUGAUGCUGUCAACACAAUACUUGAAAAUAGAGAGGGUUUUACUCUGUGUUGUGUUGGAUUUGACCCAACCCUGUAGUUUUUAAUUUAGUCCAAAAUGUGUAUUUAUUUGCCGUGUUGUCUUGCAGUAUUACUUAACAGCCUUGUUGCAAACAGAAUGUAUGAUUUGGAGUGGAAUUAUUUACACUGGGUUCUUUGUUUUCACUUUGUCAUACAGGCCAGUACUAUGGGAGUGAAUGUAAUGUUGUUGAUCCCUUUUGUAUUUUCAAGUAUUGUGGUGGCAGCAUCAUGUUAUGGGUAUGCUUGUCACCAGCAGGGACUGAGGAGUUUAAGAUCAAAAUAAAUAUGAAAGGAGCAAAGCCCAGGUAAAAAGUUAGAGGAAAACCCACCCCAGUCUUCUGAAAACCUAACCCUGGGAUAGGGUUUUAUUUUUAUGUGGGACAAUUACACACAUUGUUUUGCAAAAGACACACCAGAAGGGCUUUCCAAGAGCUGUUGAGUGUUCCUGAGUGGCCUAGUCUCAGUCCUGACUUAAAUCUGUUUAAAGAAAUCAGAAAAAAGGUUUAAAUCUCGCUGUCCAUCAAUGAUUCCCAACCACAUGUACUGAGCCUGAGCAAUUUGAACAAAAACGAUGGAUAUAUGUUGCCCUAGGAGUUGUGUAAAGUUGGUGAAAAUGAUUCAUAGCUGUAAUGGCUGCCAAAGGCUCUUCAACCUUUAUUAACUCAGGGGUGGAGACUUAUCGAAUUAUGAUUAUAUAAAUAUUUUUAAAAAUCUUAAUUUGGUAAAUGUUCUAUAACUUUCUUUCACUUUGAAAAUGUGGAGUAGGUUGUGUAGAUCUGUAGGAAAAAAAUCUAAUUUAAUCCCUUUUUAGAUUAAAAAGGGAUUAUAUCCUCCUACCCUAGAUCUGUCAUUUGGUGCAGUCAAUGUGAUCCUGACAUUGUGUUAUUUCAAUAUGUCUGUUAUUGACGUCCCUGGCAUUUACUUAGCUGCAAAGGUAUUUUCAGUUGUGUAUUUAUUUAUCUGCAUGUCUUUUUUGGGGGGAGGUGGGGGAUAGCAAAUUAUAAAUCCCUUCCUACAUUGAGCUGUUCAGGACUGAUUGUACCUCCAUGUCACUCAAGGCACUGAUGAUGAUAACAUGUCUAUAUUGCGCAAUACAGACUGAUCCUUUGUUGUUUUCCAUAUCUGUGUUUGUUGUGGAUACGCCGUUGCAAUGAGAUGAAAGUGAAGGUUCAAAGGCCAUUCCGCUUUGUGCUUUAGUGAACUUGACACAGAGGCCUCGUUGACUGAAACACGAUAAUGAUUGCCUCAGGAAAGGCACGUCCACAGGAUCUGUCAAUGUCACUUAUGGGUUCAAAAGUUCUUCCGAACAUCCUGUCCCCCAUACCAUGUCCAGUUUACAGUCACAAUCAAGUAUGUUGAAGUAAAGAUUUCAUAUCAAUAAAGUUGCUCACCAUACAGGUAGGGCUGGGAAUUGCCAGGGAACUCACAAUAUGAUAUUAUCACGAUACUUAUGUAUUGCGAUUCCAUGUUCCAAACAUAUUGCUCACCAUAUGUCUGCUGCAGAGGGACAAGAGAGCCAUGAGAAAACAAGAUUUGAUCAGUCAUGGAAAUAAGCGCUGAAAACAAAUUGGCUCCCUAUUAAAAAAGAAGAUGCUAUGAAGGAAAAAUACUGGAGAUUUGGUGCAGGCACAGCGAACUAGCACCAAAAAUAAAAUUGCGAUAUUGUCAAUACAAUACAUCAUCAAAAAGAAUAUCCCCCAUCACAACAUACAAGUGCUAUUCAGAUAUGGUGAGAGGGUAGAUUAGACUGCUGUUUGGGCCAGAUCAACUAAACUUGUUCUGUUGCAGUUUGCUUCCAUGAAGUCGAAUGCCAAAUGAAAAGGAAGCCUUGUCUCUGUUUGGUUAGGCUACCUGUUCCUCUACAUAUCACAACCACUUACUACUGCUGCUGCUACAGCUAUGCUGCUACCUCUACUGCUGCUGCUACAGCUAUGCUGCUACCUCUACGGCUGCUGCUACAGCUAUGCUGCUACCUCUACUGCUGCUGCUACAGCUAUGCUGCUACCUCUACUGCCGCUGCUAAAGUUAGCUUAGAAGAAGAUUAUUACUUUAUUGUCCAAUGUGCACAAAUGUCCAAUGGCAAUUUGUCUUCUGUUUUAUCCCAAACCCUCAAAAGGACAUACAAACAUGCACUGGUUGGGGCAGAGGGCAGCCACAGUGCAGCGCCCCUGGAGAAGUUAUAGGGGUUAAGCAACUUGCUCAAAGGUGCAACUGCAGGAGAUGGCUUAGCUGUAGAGCCACUCUUAGAGUACAAUGGACGUUGAAUAGAAAAGCACCCCAUAUAAAGAAAGUGUUUUAUAUUCAACUUCCAUUCUCCUCUAAGAGUGGCUGAUUUAUUUCCUGCUCAUCCAGUUUGUUCUUCAAUCCCUGCAUCUUGGUUUCUACUGUGAGGUAGUUUUUCCUCUGCUUAGCUUGGAGAGGCAGCUUGGAGGAAAGGCUGAGGACGAUUUCUGAGGAAUUACACUGGAAUGUCCCCUGCCUGUCUUUGUCUUCCUGAGCUGGCCUGCUGUGCUGAUGCACAUGAAUAUGAUGCGUUGCCUCUGAUACACACAUAGACACACACACACAGACACGCAUUACACUUGAUCCCUUUUUGUCUGAACACAUACCUCAGGGUUGCACAGGCUUUCAACCAAUAUACACUUCGUAAGCUAAGGUUUAAGCUUUGCCCUAUUUUCUCAAGGUUUUCUCAUGAAAUAUGACAGAGAUGUGGUCCUCUGUAGCUCAGCUGGUAGAGCACGGCGCUUGUAACGCCAAGGUAGUGGGUUCGAUCCCCGGGACCACCCAUACACAAAAAAUGUAUGCACGCAUGACUGUAAGUCGCUUUGGAUAAAAGCGUCUGCUAAAUGGCAUAUUAUUAUUAAAUGCAAGGCCAAGUUUGAAACCAUCCCUGUGGCCAUGCUAAAUACUGUCUUUAUAAGAAGUUAAUGUGAUGUCUCCUUUUCAGUGGAUUAGAUUAUUAUUUUCCUGGAUCCCAUGGUUUGUGAACAGGAAAUGUUGGAGAUUCUUUUGGAAUUGGUCAUUUGUUAUGGUCGUCGUCAUGGUCACUCUGUCUCAUGGUGCUGGUUUGCUUGUGUAGCCUAUGGGCAAUUCCACAGUAAUAGAAUUACGCUGACACUCAGAUUUAUCACUUUAAAAUGUAUGCCAAACAAAAUCAUUGAUUUCAAAUUUUAACAAACCAUACAAUUAUAUUCACAAUGGCUACUUUGAACAAUUUAAACAGUAAAACAAAAAAUUACUGGAAAAACUGUGCAGAUGCUAAGUUUGGUAAUAGAAUUACGGUAAAAUCUCCCUCAAUUUCAUUCUGUUACCGAACUUUGUAUCUGCACAGUUCUUCCUGUAAAUGUAUUUUUGUAAAAUUGUCAGUGGAAAUUGUUAAAAGUAGUACGUGUGCAUAGAGUUCUGAUGUUUUUUGUUUGGUAUACAUUUUAAAGUGAAAAAUCUGAGUCUCAAUGUAAUUCCAUUAUCAUGGAAUUGCCCCUAUACUAUGUUUAUGCGUGUGCUUGGUCAUGUCUGAGUCAACACAAAACCAGCUGCUCUGAUAAUGAUAUAUUCAAUUCACAGUCUCUUUGUCGGGUAAUGAUGUAGUACCUGCAAAGCACACCUUAAUGAAAAUGGCCAGAUGAAAGGGCAUGGUCCAUACACCCUUCCGGCUGCCCAAGACAGCCUAUUGAUAUUAAUUUAUCUGCAAAUGACUACAAAUACACAUCAUGCAGUGUACCAAAGGUGGGCCCAUGUAUAACCUGAUAAAUACUUUUGUUGAUUCUCAUAAGUCCCUCCCUUCAAGACAAAUGACUAUUUUACUGGCUUAUCAGCUGUGUUAUGAGAGAGUUUUUUUGUUAGUGUACGUGUCUGUCGGAAGGCACAGUAACUAUAGUAACUAACUGCCUGUGUGCGUUUAGGCAUGUGGGUGUACGUUAUACUCUGGCCUUCUAUAAUUAUUGCUUAUGAAGUUCAGGCUGAGAUGAGUGGCAAUCGGAGUGCUGAUCUCCUCCGAACAGAACAGGCCUCCUGACUGUCUCAGACAGAUGAUGAUGAUGAUAAUAUGCUCUGAUUCACACAAUGACAGCAUUGCUGGUGAUGUCAGUUGUGUACCCGUCCCAUAGUCAAGUGGCACAGGCGGAGUGUCUGAACCAGCUCGGUCAUGAUGGCAGAAUUUGUGUCUGCUUGCUCCUGUAACCAUGCAACGUUUGAGUGUGUGAGCUCAUACCAGCAGGGGGAAGGGUAUGUGCUGUAGGUGAUAUCUCGGGGAUGGACUGACUCCUAGACAGAGAGCAGAGCAGGUGAUUGACACACAGAUAAAUGACCUCACCAUUGGGGGAGCUGAGUGACAGACAGGACCUCUUUGUACAGAGACUGUGAUGGCAUUGAUCCCUCCUGUCUGUCAACACUCUGCUAUUAUUCUGGGUGAUCUGGGUGAAAUAGAUUAAAGAGAACACUUUACUGGCAUAAAACGUUAGUAUAUAUAGGGCAAUAAAAGCAUACAAAACGCCUACAUUGGUAAUAAACUCGGCCCUGGGCUGUAGGCUACCGGGUUGGGCAAUAUUUUCAUGAAAAACUCCUGUGCCGUUACACCCUAAACAAAAAUACAAAUGUGUUUGUUUCAAUUUACAUGAGUUGUCAUUGUUAUUAACAUGUUUUUCAUUACCCUUCAAUUAAGGUUUCACCCUGUAUUGUCUGUGAUGGGGUUUCACUGAUUCAUGAUGAAUGAGCAGUUAGGUAGUGCACUGUGCACACCAUGGACAAACAGCUGGAUGAUGUCACAGUAGAAUAUUUGCUCUGGCCAAUGUUGUCAUUCAACAGCGUCAGUGUUGGUUGUUGAACCCAGGCUCUCCAAGCUGUGUAUAUUAUACACUGUAUUAGGUUGUUUCUAUAAGAUGGGUGUUGGAGAAUUUUGGAACUUAUAUUUAAUGUAAAACGGGUAAUGUAGUUUUGUAAAAAAAUACAAAAAUAAAAAGUUCAUAUUUUGAUUCUAUCAUUAACUUGUGUGUUGCAGCAUUUGGCCCUGAGCGUGCAGCUAGGAGGCAAAGAUGGAAGGCGAAAGUUCGUUCAGCAGAAAGUCAUGGGCGUCACAGUCUUUACGGGUCACCGCCAGGGAGCUCUCAUUGGUCAGCACGCGAGGCAAGACCAACGCCAUCGCAGAGCGCUUCUCCAAGUGAGUGACGCACACAGCUCUCUACUAGACACUUCUAGUAUGACUGUACUACCAUAGACACUUCUCUUCCAAAUUCAUCUUACCAAACACGCAUCUAUCUGUAGGGAAUCCUCCAUAUCUCUCAGCUCUACGUACCUACUGUAUCAAUCACACUUAUCUCUUUUGGUGCUCAGCUCCAGAAUGUACAGUCAGUCAACCCAAACACUUCAGGCUUAAAGGCUUUAUACAAGUGCUCCCAUCCCAAAUGCACAUACUUAAGGGAGGGAGAGAGGUUGAGAGGGACGUAACAAAGAUGUUAGCUGUGUAUUAAUCUUGUUCUGCAGGUCAUUGGGUUUCCCUCGUGUCUGCCAACAGAGUUUGCAGCAGAAAUGGAAAGAGAUCAUUCUGACUGUUAAUAGUUACCACUCUUUAAGAGGCUCUGUGGGCGGAAAAUUCCGGUUCAAAAGUCACCUCUUCAUCACAUUGUCGUAACUGUAAUCGUAGGCAAUAUCAACCACUUACACUUGACUAUCAACCGUGACCUAUUUCCUCAUAUACCUUGCAUGUACAGGUCAAUUUCUUCUGUUGCUAUGUAAAGUAGCUGUUACCUUACCACAAUCUUGAUAUCCAGUUCCAGUCAUCAUUUAUCAUAUUGGCAAAAUACAGAAAAUACAAUUGUAUGGGUUGAGAAGAGGAGAGAAACUUCAUGAAGGGUCAUAGGGUGAUAAGCAUAGCUAGGUCCGGAAACAACCCCUAGUGGCGCAUUUCCAUACAGGAUUUACCCCAGUGUUUUACCCCAGUGUUUUACCCAAAAUGCUCAGACUUUUCUGUUUCCUUCUACAUGAACCAUGGCUCCGGCGGACCUGCCAUGCCACUCAUACAUUUCAGCUGACAUUUUAAUAGCUAUGGCUAACUGUGAACUUAAACACCUCUCACAAAGCAACUAUUUUGAUUAUGCAGAGGUUGUUGAUUCUGCUCUUCACAAGUCCUCAGUGUUGACCCUAGCUAUGGAAUCACAAUUUCCCUAGCAUAACAUAAGGGUGUAUAAACUAGUGUAUGUUACAGUCUACUUUACUGCGUGCACCUCUCUUCUUGAUCAGCAGAGGUCAGUGUUGCUCCUCUCUGUCCCAUAGGUACCAGAGAGCUGCUGAGGAGUCCAAUGCCGAGAAGAAGAAAGCAGUGAGUAUCUCUGUUCAGCUCCCCAACAGGAGACCCACUCAUGGAAUUACAGGAUGUGACAUCAUCACCUCAGACACACAGUCACUAGCUCAAUGAUAUGCCUUCUUGGUCAAGACCCUGACUCUUUGACUCUGUCACCAGUGAACUAUAUACUGAAGUGUGUAUGCCUAAGUGGUUUUGUGCUCUCUUCUCUGCUCAGGCUACUUAUGUUUGACAGUUAGUAAAUGGGAUAAAGCACUUUGUCAUUCACAUUGUAAAAUGUCAGCCUUUCUUUUAGACAGCCUUUCGAAAACUUCCACCUCCCACACACUCACUAUAAUCCUCAUCUCGUCUGAGGAACACACCCAACGAUUCCAUGCCUAGUUCUGCCUGGCCACUUAUUGUGAUGGCAGGCGGUCAGCCCCAUAAUCCUGACUCAGCCGACUAAUCCCAAAGUAAUUCCCUCUGGGAUAGUUGUCUUUGUCUGUUGGGGUAGUUGUCUUUGUCUGUUGGGGUAGUUGUCUUUGUCUGUUUGGAAGUGCUGGAGAAGUGGACAAGGGAAUAGGGAAUAAGUGAUCGGCCUAUGUCAUGCAGGAGUACAAGGUAACUACCUAUAAUUUCCAAUGGCUCAUCAAUGGGGAAUGUAUUCUGAUCAUUGGGUACCUAGCUGCCAGUGAAUCUGGACCUAGAUUGUAGCACAGGAGUUGCCCUGCGUGACGUGACAUUGUGGAAUUCUGGAGAGGCUCAAGUAGUUGUAGACGAACAUUGUUUACACACAAGGUCCUUUCUUAAGGUCAUUCAGAGCGAGGACAAGACACACACACACACUGGUCUUAUUGUGUGUGGUGCAUGCUGUUCCUCCAGUCUUCCUGUUUGUGCUGAAUUAAACAGGCAGGCAGCACUGGGUCAUAGAAGGAGGAAGCGAGGUCUCAGCUUUCUGAGAUGCAGUCCUCUGUGUUGCGGUAUGUGCAUCGGGGUCAGGAGUUUUAACUAGAGUUUUUUUCAGAUAUAGCUCGGUCCCUGAGUUUUUCCUGGUCAGGUUAACCAGCAGCAGGGUCAUAAUGAAGGAUUACAUGGGAGUAACUCAGUGAUUACAUGGUGGUCCACAAAUAAGGUGUAAGGAGUCUCCUGCAGUCUUCUUUCUGUGUGUGUUUUUUUUUAGGGGGUAGAUCAGCUUUACUAUUGCAGAUAGAUUGUAACUUCCAUCAAUGUAAUUGUCUGCAUCACUUCCAAUCCCCCAUAUGUUAUUUUUUCUCGCAAAUAAAUAAAUAUAUAUAUAUAUAUAUAUAUACAUAUCCUUUUAAAAAAUAUAUUUCCCUUUAUUACUUUCCAACCCCACCACCCCUUCCCUUAUUGGAGUAAACUAGUGAACAACAAUACUUAGGCCUCUACUUCCAGCUUAUACAUACUAUAUACAUUUUAUGGACACAGUACAUUUUAAAAUAAUUCUAUUUUGUUUGUUUUUACUCCUGAUCUUACUCUACCCUCAACCUCUCCAUGUCCAUCCGGUUUGCUUCUAUAUGCCAUAUCUUUCUAACUGUGCUCUUUCACAAAAGCUCUCAACCUAUAACCUAUAUACUUAUUAUGGACACAGUAUGCUUUACAUUAGUUAUCUUGUUGUUAUUAGUUGUUAGUUGUUAUUAGUCCCAUCCUUCAACUCCAUUCAACACCACCCAUCUAUCUCUUAACACCAUCCAUAUUGGAUUUCUAUUUGCCAUAUAUUUUUCAACUGUACUGUGAUGUUUUACAAAAGUUCUGAACCCUUCUAUUCUCAUUGUUUCUACAGAUUGUAAAUUGAAAAUAAACAUUUUUGCUAAAAGUAUUAUUAUACAGUGCCUUGCAAAAUUAUUCAUCCCCCUUGGCGUUUUUCCUAUUUUGUUGCAUUACAACCUGUAAUUUAAAUUGAUUUUUAUUUGGAUAUCAUGUAAUGGACAUACACAAAAUAGUCCAAAUUGAUGAAGUGGAAUGAAAAAAAUAACUUGUUUCAAAGAAUUCUAAAAAAUAAAUAAUGGAAAAGUGGUGCGUGCAUAUGUUUUCACCCCCUUUGCUAUGAAGCCCCUAAAUAAGAUCUGGUGCAACCAAUUACCUUCAGAUGUCACAUAAUUAGUGAGAUUGCACACAGGUGGACUUUAUUUAAGUGUCACAUGAUCUGUCACAUGAUCUCAGUGUAUAUAUACACCUGUUCUGAAAGGCCCCAGAGUCUGCAACACCACUAAGCAAGGGGCACCACCAAGCAAGCGGCACCAUGAAGACCAAGGAGCUCUCCAAACAGGUCAGGGACAAAGUUAUGGAGAAGCACAGAUCAGAUCAAACUUUGAACAUCCCACAGAGCACCAUUAAAUCCAUUAUUUAAAAAAUUGAAAGAAUAUGGCACCAUAACAAACCUGCCAAGAGAGGGCCGCCCACCAAAACUCACAGACCAGGCAAGGAGGGCAUUAAUCAGAGAGGCAACAAAGACACCAAAGAUAACCCUGAAGGAGCUGCAAAGCUCCACAGCAGAGAUUGGAGUAUCUGUCCAUAGGACCACUUUAAGCUAUACACUCCAUAGAGCUGGGCUUUACGGAAGAGUGGCCAGAAAAAAGCCAUUGCUUAAAGAAAAAAAAAAGAAAACACGUUUGGUGUUCGCCAAAAUGCAUGUGGGAGACUCCCCAAACAUAUGGAAGAAGGUACUCUGGUCAGAUGAGACUAAAAUUGAGCUUUUUGGCCAUCAAGGAAAACACUAUGUCUGGCGCAAACCCAACACCUCUCAUCACCCUGAGAACACCAUCCCCACAGUGAAGCAUGGUGGUGGCAGCAUCAUGCUGUGGGGAUGUUUUUCAUCGGCAGGGACUGGGAAACUGGUCAGAAUUGAAGGAAUGAUGGAUGGUGCUAAAUACAGGGAAAUUCUUGAGGGAAACCUGUUCAGUCUUCCAGUGAUUUGAGACUGGGACGGAGGUUCACCUUCCAGCAGGACAAUGACCCUAAGCAUACUGCUAAAGCAACACUCGAGUGGUUUAAGGGGAAACGUUUAAAUGUCUUGGAAUGGCCUAGUCAAAGCCCAGACCUCAAUCCAAUUGAGAAUCUGUGGUAUGACUUAAAGAUUGCUGUACACCAGCGGAACCCAUCCAACUUGAAGGAGCUGGAGCAGUUUUGCCUUGAAGAAUGUGCAAAAAUCCCAGUGGCUAGAUGUGCCAAGCUUAUAGAGACAUACAUACCCCAAGAGCCUUGCAGCUGUAAUUGCUGCAAAAGGUGGCACUACAAAGUAUUGACUUUGGGGGGGGGGGGGGGGGGGGAAUAGUUAUGCACGCUGAAGUUUUCUGUUUUAUUGUCUUAUUUGUUGUUUGUUUGAAAAAAAUAAUAUUUGCAUCUUCAAAGUGGUGGGCAUGUUGUGUAAAUCAAAUGAUACAAACCCCCCAAAAAAAUCCAUUUUAAUUCCAGGUUGUAAGGCAACAAAAUAGGAAAAAUGCCAAGGGGGGUGAAUAUUUUCGCAAGCUGCUGUAUUAUUGAUCGAUUUGACUAUGACUGUUCAGAUCACCCAGUAGUGCUAUCUGCAGGGUUAGCUCCAGGUAAAUAUUGCAAUCCUUUAGCCAUUCCUGGACCUGUGUCCAAAAACGGCUACAAAUGGACAGUACCAAAACAAAUGAUCUAAUGAUUCUGUGUCUUUGCAGCUAAAUCUGCAGAGCUGGGAAGAUUGUAUCCCCCAAAUAAAUAACAUUAUAUUAGUAGCAAGAAUUUUGUAUAAUAAUUUAAAUUGAAAAAUUAUACGUUUUGAAUCCGGUGUCGUUUUGCGUAUCAGUUCAUAAACACUAUGCCAUGGAAUCGGUACGUCAAAAAUCUCUUUCCAACUAUUUUGCAAUCUAUAUGGGACGGCUGUCAAUCCUUUGGUUCUUAAAUGAAACUGGUAUACUUUUUUAUUUAUCACAAUUUUCUUUAACCAAUUAUGUUCUUUAAUGCAGGGCCGACAGACAAGUUCCUUACUUUUUCCCCCUUCUACUUUCCUCUUACAUUUUUGCGGUAAUGCUGCAAUUAUUUGGUUGUAAUUUUGGGUAGAGCAGACAUUUCCAUAUGUUUUUGUUAGCUGCAUGUGCAACAUAACUCCACCAGUCCUACCUAGGUAUAAUCUUCGUAAAUUAUAUCAUUUAAAAAAAAUUGUCCAACAAUAAUGGUUUUUUAUCAAUUAGUAUAUUUGAGUUUAACCAUAAUAUUUGUUGCAUAAUUUGUUCUGUCAUUUCUGGAGGAUUAAAUUGAAAUUGCAACCAACUUUCUAUGGCUUGUUUUAGAAAUAGUGAUAUUUGGGAGAUGAUUUCCUUUUCAAAUAACUGAAAGUGAGAGGUUGUAAUCUGAAUAAAGGGAAAAAGGCCAUUCUUGAACAAUGGGUGAGACAAUCUUAGUAAUUUGCUAGAGAACCAGUUCGGAUUUAAGUAUAACUUUUGUAUGACUGAAGCUUUUAGUGAUAGGUCUAAUGCUUUAAUAUUUAAUCAUUUCUGUCCUCCGAAUUCAUAUUCAUUAUAUAAAUAGGCCCAUUUGAUUUUGUCUGGCUUGCCGUUCCAAAUAAAAUUGAAUAUUUUUUUCUCAUAUAAUUUAAAAACUGUUCGCUAGGCGUAGGCAAGACCAUAAGCAAAUAGGUAAACUGGGAUAAUACCUUUUCCAUGGUAGCAAGAUCUUAUCUAUUUUUGCUAACUUUCUAUUAAAAUGUAUUGGAGUGAGAUCAUUUAUUUCAUUUGGGAUAUGUAUUCAGAGUAUAUCCACAUCACCAUCAGACCAUUUUAUUGGUAAACUACAUGGUAAUGCAGAAGUUAUAUUUUUUAGUGAUCCAAUACGUAAUAUAGUACAUUUAUCAAAAUUCGGUUGUAAUCCAGAGAGGUUAGAAAAUGUAUCUAGAUCCUCUAUGAGGCUGUGGAGGGAUUCAAGUUGUGGAUUAAAAAGAAACAUGAAUCAUCAGCGUACAAUGACACCUUUGUUUUUAAGCCCUGGAUUUCUAAUCCCUUGAUAUUAUUGUUGGAUUUUAAUAGCUAACAUUUCGAUGGCCAUAAUAAAUAGAUAUGCCGAUAGUGGACAACCUUGUUUCACUCCUCUUGACAGUUUAACAUUUUCAGAGAAAUAGCCAUUAUUUACUAUUUUACACCUAGGGUUACUAUACAUGAUGUUAACCCAUUUUAUAAGAGAUUCUCCAAAAUUGAAAUGCUCCAGGCAUUUAUAUAUAAACCCCAGUCGUACUUUAUCAAAUUACUUUUCAGUCUGCUAUAAAUAGCAGGCCUGGUUUCCCAGAUUUUUCAUAGUGUUCUAUUGUUUCCAGUACUUGCCUUAUAUUAUCGUCCAUGUAAAAAACCUGUCUGAUCAGAAUGAAUAAUGUCCGACCUUUUUAAUUCUAUGCGCUGCAGUCUUCUUAAUAUUAUAUUGAUUGUGUGGAAUCUACUCUGAACAAAAAUAUAAACGCAACAUGUAAAGUGUUGGUCCCAUGUUUCAUGAGCUGAAAUAAAAGAUCCCAGAAAUGUUCCAUAUGCACAAAAAGCUUAUUUUUCUCAAAUGUUGUGCACAAAUUUGUUUACAUCCCUGUUAGUGAGCAUUUCUUCUUUGCCAAGAUAAUCCAUCCACCUGACAGGUGUGGCAUAUCAAGAAGCUGAUUAAACAGUAUGAUCAUUACACAGGUGCACCUUGUACUGGGGACAAUAAAAGGCCACUCUAAAAUGUGCAGUUUUGUCACACAACACAAUGCCACAGAUGUCUCAAGUUUUGAGGGAGCGUGCAAUUGGCAUGCUGACUGCAGGAAUGACCAUCAGAGCUGUUGCCAGAGAAUGUAAUUUUCAUUUAUAUAUCAUCUGCCUCCAACGUCAUUUUAGAGAAUUUGGCAGUACUUCCAACCGGCCUCACAACCGCAGACCACGUGUAUGGCGUUGUGUAGGCAAGCGGUUUUGCUGAUGUCAACGUUGUGAACAGAGUGACCCAUAGUGACGGUGGGGUUAUGGUAUGGGUGGCAUAAGCUACGGACAACUAACAGAAUUGCAUUUUAUAGACGGCAAUUUGAAUGCACAGAGAUACCGUGACGAGAUCCUGAGGCUCAUUGUCGUGCCAUUCAUUCACCACCAUCACCUCAUGUUUCAGCAUGAUAAUACACAGCCCCAUGUCGCAAGGAUCUGUACACAAUUCCUGGAAGCUGAAAAUGUCCCUGUUCUUCCAUGGCCUGCAUACUCACCAGACAUGUCACCCAUUGAGCAUGUUUGGGAUGCUCUGGAUCGAUUUGUAAGGCAGCGUGUUCCAGUUCCUGCCAAUAUCCAGCAACUUUGCACAGCCAUUGAAGAGGAGUAGGACAACAUUCCACAGGCCACAAUCAACAGCCUGAUCAGCUCUAUGUGAAGGAGAUGUGUCGCGCUGUAUGAGGCAAAUUGUGGUCACACCAGAUACUGACCGGUGUUCUGAUCCACGGCCCUACUUUUUUUUUUUUUUUUUUAUGUAUCUGUGACAAACAGAUGCAUAGCUGUAUUCCCAGUCAUGUGAAAUCCAUAGAUUAGGGCCUAAUUAAUUCAUUUCAAUUGACUGAUUUCCUUAUAUGAACUGUAUCUCAGUAGAAUCUUUGAAAUUGGUGCAUGUUGAAUUCAUAUUUUUGUUCAGUAUAAUUCCCCCUUCAACUGUGACCAUUAUCAGUCAUGGUUCUGUAUGUAAUUACAGGUAUCAUUAUUCCUAAUUAAUCACAUCUAUUAUGUUCUCUAACCGCAAAAGACACGCAGAAGUUAAUUAUCGUUUUAUAGGGGAAUGAAUGUGCCACUCCUUAACUCUCAACAUGUGGUCCUCCCUUCUACUGCUGCUGAGUCAGGCAGAUUGAGUCACAGUUAGGGUUCUGACCAGGAAGUAAGUGUGUGUGUGUGUGUGUGUGUGUGUGUGUGUGUGUGUUCUCGUUCAAUAGUGGUGAUGGCUGAGAUGUCUCAAUAGGUUAAACGGGACAUCAUGUGUUGUAGGUUACGCAGUGUCUUGAGGACAAAGGGUAAAAUGUGAGGAGCAGUGACAUUGAUGAUUUGACUUCUUACUUCUAAUGAUCCAGUUUUCAAGGAAAAUAUAUAACCUAAAAGGAGAAGAGUUUGGUUUUGUACAACAACACUGUCUGGAAUUUGAAUGUCAUGAUGUGAUUGGAGAUCACAGAUCUCAACACUGACAGCAUGAGGUUCUGUAACAUGACACAUGUUAAAUGUUAGGGGAUGACAUGACUUCAGUGCAUGGGUAUGGGUCUGACAUUGGCUCACACAACAACAGAAUACCUGAAACUUCAGCCAUAUGUCUAUGCUGGAUUCACACACACAAAUAAACACAUAUUUACAAUAUUUAUUUGGGGAUAAACUUUGAGAAGUGAAAAGUAAAGAACCCCAGACUCAGUCAGCGAAGAGUUAAACAUUUCCCAAAUGUAUCAUUUCCUGCUUUCUGGUUUCCUGGGAUAUUUUUUCCCCCUCUGCCUCCAUCUCUCUCUCUCUUUUUCCUGGUCUUGAUGGGGGGUGGGCUGGUUCUUACUUGCAGAGUUUUUCUAACUGCUAACAUCUGGGAGAGCUUGAUCACCCUUACUCAGCACAGAGACCAGAGGGAAGGACGGCAGACUGAUUCCAGCUACAGGACUCUGUCCCUGCCUGCAACCUAGCCUCCCCGUUACGCCUCGACUCGUUCUCACAGGUUUCACCACUUCUUUAAAAAAAAACUGGGAACAAACUUUUCAUUGUCUGUUACUCCUUUUUCCUUGUACUUCUUGUACUCCAGCUGCUCUCACACAGAGAGCGAUUGUGUGUCCUACUGUCUUUGUGUGUGUUUGUCAGAUUUGGGUUUCUCUCCCUUCUUUCUCUUUAUUCAUAUCUCCCAUAUUUUGCUCUCCUCCUUUUCCAUGUGUGUUUCCAUCUCGUUUCUGUCACAUGUUUUGUUGGUGAAACAUGGCUUGAUGUGCAGGCUAGGUUUGUCUGAGUUGCUGCUUGGUUGUGGUGUGAUCAAUGUGAUGACAGUAGGAAUUCUUGUCAGCUUUUUAUAGCUCUGUCAAGUUUGCAUGGAUGUCCACUACUAUAUGGUUGACCACCUCAUUAUCACGUUGAAGGGAAAAGUCAGGUUUGUUCUUUGUUAGGGCAUUGUGAAUGUUGAUGGUUACCUACUGCUUGGAGCUUGUCUUAUGGAUGUCAUUUUUACCAUUUAGAUCACAUAUUGUUACUCUUCUUCAUGGGUGUGAUUAGAUAGUUUGUACUGAGUUGAGCUCUGAUUAGCAUAGCCCAGUGCGGUUCCUUGAAAGGAACAUUGAGUUCCCCAUGUAAACUAAGUUUAUUAGUUGACUCUGUUCUGCUUUCAAAGGGCCAUAUUGUUUCAUAUACCUUUCAGAACUUCCCCAUAUUAAAUAAACCGUUUACAAGCGGGCGUUCAUUUCCAUAUCUUCUAAUGAAGAUCAGUCAUUGACAUCAUAUAAUGGAGUAUUGUUGUCCCAUGGUAGUUCAGCUUGCUGCUCGGCGUAAGUUAGGAGUUAGGAGCUUAAUGGAUGGUUGAGCCUAGCCUAGCAGGGCAGAGAACACUUCCUGUACUUUCAGGUAAAGGUGAGGUACGUUGCCACAUAAUGGAAUACGGUUGAGAAAGAGGUCUCCAUGUUCAGUCCUGCUCUGUCUCCAUCUCUAGCCAAGACUGUCUGCCUUUGUGGAGUGGAGUGUGCAGCAGCUGAUAGUUGCCUGCUCUGACUUCAGCUACCAGCCAGCUACUCUGACAACAGCUCCUCUCUCGUGGCUGGUCGAACAGCUGCUCAUUUAAUCUCUCUUUCCUUCCAACUACCGCUGGCCGCAGUCUUUUCCCACUGUGGCCUCGUGAAGAAUGAGGUUAUGAGCUUGAGUUUUUUUGCUGUUUAAUUUGGUUGCAGUCUGGUUGCUUGAAGUUGGAUUAUAUAAUACUGGACAUGAUUGACUGGUAGAUGUAGAAUGUUGGAAGCAACUGGUGAUUACUAUUUUGUUGGUAAUGGUUUCGUUCCACAGUUCAAAAAUGAGACGGUGACUAUUUGUAUUAUUGCUAACUGUUAGAAAUUGGUACUGUAUUUUGGUAUUUUUACAGUUUCUCAUACAAUACUACUCUUACACACAAUUACCUCGGUACAGUUUACAUGGUGGUUCACUUUUCGGUCGAUAUUACCUUUUUCAGGACAUUGCUUCAGUCAGUAACUUCAAGACAUUCUUCCAGUUGACCAUUCUCUAAUCUUCUCUUGUCUUCCUGUCAGUCGGUGGAGAGCCUGCCUCCCACUCUGCGUUCAGGGAACCUGAGUGUUCUGAAGAAGCGCUGGGAGCAGCCGGGACCUCGCCAAGACAAACCCGCCCCGCUACCCGCCGGCCCACCCCGCGCCCGCCUUAUCCCCCCAGCCGUAACCAAACCAGUGCCCCCGACCGAGCACCGCCCCCCAGCCAAAUCCCUGCGAUCUCUGGGCACUCAGGGUGGUCAAGACACAGCCUACAGCCACUUCCAGUAUCCCCCAGCAGCAGCAGCUAUAGCCGAGGAAGGACCGGAGAGAGGGAUGGAGAGAAAAGAGCAGCGGCCAAGCGAGGGAGAGGAGGAGGAAGGGCUGAUGCAGGUGGAAGACAAGGUGGUACCACCCAGCCCCUGCAGCCCCAUCGAGAAACCCAGCGUGCCUCUCAACAGCCUGAAGAUGAUGUUUGAGAAGGGAGAGGGCACCAAUAGAAGGGUAAGACUGAUACAGACUCACACACACAUUUUACUCUAAAACUUUCUCAUUCAGGCAGACACACACAAACACACUGUGGGUAUGUAUCCCUCUACAAAAGUGGUUCCCAAACUGUGGGGCGUGUCCCCUAGGGGGGGUGCGGAGUAAUAGUAGAAUGCACAAGGUGCAACUUCGAAAUUGGGUAGUGAUUCGGAAGUGUUCCUCAAUGAUGGAAUGGAGGGCCCGAGUGAAAUAGUUUGGGAACCACUGCUCUACACAGUAUCUCCCCCUCUCUGCUCUAAGGAUACUUCUCUCUCACUCCAUCUCUUGGCAUCUUCCUCAACAUGUAGCUGCUCAUUAUGGUUGUGGGGUCAGGUCAGCCAUCUGAAUGUGUGUGAUUGGUUAGCCCCCCAUAUCCAGCUGGGAUGCAGCUGAACUCCUGGUCUGUUGCACAGCCAGACAGUUUCAUGGUGCCUUCCUUUUGGAGUGUAGUCAUGCUAGCAGUCACAUGCCUUGGUACCUGAGGCAUUCGUGCCUUUCAAAAAGCCCUGUCUGACUUCAUAAGGCACCCCAAGGACCACUGUAUGUCUCAGUGCACAUCACUAAGUACAGACAGAACACCCAUUCACUCAGACACACACACACACACACACACACACACACACACACACACACGUAGAGGAAACUUGCUAAAACUAUCUUACCUACUCAUACUAGAGGUCUAGAAACUCAAACAUGCAUACAUACACUGACUUGACGAAGACACCCCCAGUUGAGAAGUGAAAUACUUUGCGCCAGACACUCAGAGGGAGGGUCUCCUAUGGCUCCUCAGAUAUUAGCAGAGAGAAGUCAGUCAUUAGUGGCCAUAUUAAUGACCCGGCCCUCUGUCCCAUUACUGCCUAACUAACUCAACCCUUCAGUCACACUCUUUCUGUCCCCUCGAAAAGUUUAUAUAACUCAAUUCUCCACACUGCCCAUCUGUCCUAUCCCUUAUCCGCUCUUAAACAACCCCCUCUUUAGUGUACACACACACACACACGCCAUAAUAGCCCAGGGUCAAGAAUGUACCCGCAUUCCUCCUAGUCUCUGGUCCAUGUGUCUUUCUCUUCAAAGACCCACGAUAGGAAUUUUCCCUCCCUCUCUGUGUCCUGUCAUUCUCCUUCAGUUAGGUAUUCACCCGUCAUGGCCCCCACCCCACCUCUUCUCUCAGCAUCACACAAGAUUGCACUCCUCUGUGCACUUUUGCUUCUCCUCUUUUUCAUUUUCCUCAGGUUUCUCGUCUAAUAAAAGUUGAGUAAAACUUUGUGACUCUGAGACCAUAGUACUUUGUAUAUUCCUGGUGGUCUGGUGUAGGCUACCCUAGCUUAGCCAGCCCAGUGUUGAUGCAUGGUCCAGGUGGGAGAGCAAGGCUGUGGAGUCCGACUCAGACUGGAGUGAGUUUGCCACCACGCCUUGGUGUUCAUCUCUUUUGUUAAGUGUGUUCAUGAUGACCACUAGCAAUACUUAGUUCUACCUGUUGGAAAUUCCCCCAGUGUCUCCUCAGGGAGACUGGUCUGAGAACAGUGGUAGUGUUGUAGUCUUUGUCCUCUCAGCCAGUCAGUCAGACGAAGCUUCCACAAUGACAAUGCUUCUGGACUUCUGCUGAAUUUACUGCCAGGGGUUUUAAGAGGGGAGUGACAGUAGGAGGUCAACCUCGAUUCGUCUUGGUCUGAGUGCUGUGCUCACUACUCGGUGUGUUUCCUCUACACAUACGCACAAAAGCUACGCCAGUGCAUCGCUAUGCCAGUGCAUGGGGGGAGGAGAUGCGUCUCCAGGUGUACACACACAAACUCAUGCUAUAUCUGUCUCUCUCACACACACACACACAUGAGUGCCCCCCCCACCCUGCCCUGCCCCAGCUUUAGCUCAGUGCCUGCUCUGUGCUGAUACUGUCUUACAGCAGUAAUGAUGUCAUGGGAGUGGUAUGCACACGCUCCUUACCCCCCCCCCCCCCCACACACAAACCCUGCUCCUACAGAACACAAACUCCUUUCUCUCUCUCUCUCCAAUCAAAAACUUGCAGUAUGUUCUCUCGCUCUCUCCUUCCCUCUCUCCUUAGUUCUACGCCUCUUUGUGUCUUUCUCUUUAUAACCUCUCCCUCACCUCUCACACACUCCUUGUUCCUAGUUCUCUUUUACUCUCUGUGUUCCACCCUUUCUCUUUGUCUCUAAUGUUUUUGAUCAGCCCUCGGUUGUAACUGUAUGAGCUGUAAUGGGUCCUGAGCAUAAAAGGUUAAGAUGGCGCAGAUAAGGCUCUGUUUCACUACCUGGCUGUCACCCAGAUAAACGACACCCUGUACUGCCUGCCACUGGCAUUAGCCUUAUCUCUACUACCCCAAUAUUCAAAACAUAGCGUGGUGUUUUUUUGCAUAGUUUAUGUAUGAUUCUAGUUACCAUAGUUACCUAGUUAGACCCAGACCAUUUGGAUAUGCAAAGAACAGUUUGAGACUACGUCACGUUGUAUAGACUACAUAUUCAAUUCACGCUUGCUUGAAAAGGGUACGAGCUUUAGCCUGUUUGAUAAAUUGUGUAGAUUACAUGCUUGUCCUCUCUUUAAAAUGAGUCAUGCCUCUUUGCUUGGUUGUUGUUUUGGUCUAUUUUGGCCAACAUUUAGCUCUUGGCACAUAGUUUGAUUUGCAGUGGAAUCAGUUGGUCCUGUCUCAACCUGUCCUCCUCAGUGAACUAUAGGACUUAUCACUCUUCUCUUCUCUGCUCUAACAUAACAUCACACUCCACUCUGUGCUCUUGUAAAACAUUUGUAUGAGCAAUUCUUUGAGUGAACUAGGAAAUUACUUUUCAAUACAUAACAUUAUGGACACCUUGUAGCUGCAAUCCACAAGUACAAUGUAAAAAGUUAUUGACUUGGCUAUGGCUGACUCCCGAAGGCCCAGUCUGUUUUAAUUGGCCAGAUACCUCCUCCACUCAUUUGUAUCCAGGAUUACUGCUUAAGCCUGACCAUCUGGUUUACACAUCAGUGUGCUGUAAUAAACACCUACACACACACACAUGCUCGUGUUUGUUAAUUCUGUAGAGUCUAAGAUGUUGGGGGGGGUUCUAAGCUGACAUAUGGAAUUGCUUUAAGAUGGUCAUACUAUGGAUCUUUUAGAUAUUUGAUUUUGAAUUGUAGGACCCCUUUAGGUAUAAAAUAUAUAUAUAUAUAUAUAUAUAUAUAUAUAUAUAUAUAUAUAUAUAUAUAUAUAUAUAUAUAUAUAUAUAUAUAUAUAUAUAUAUAAAUAAUAGUAAUACUAAAGCCCAUAGAAACGCAUUGAAUAACACAUUCAUAAAUGGCAAAAAGGACAGUCAAAAAAUAAAUCAUAAGAAAAAAGGUUUUGAAGUUUCUGUCCUAAAUCUAAGAGAUAAUUUUAAAAAACGCAAUAAAUAUGUUUUUUUUUUUUACACUUUUAACCCCUUUUUGGGGUAGGCGUGAGAAUUCUCCUUUCUACAGUGGGUCCCAUUAGUUUGUAACCCAAACGAUUCGGACGCUGCCAAACAGACGUUGGCACAUCGACGUACCGACUUCAGACGAGUCACCAUAGUGUUCACGAGAGUCUCCCCUCUCCAUAUAGUAGUAGUUUGUAUGUUACACCAUUCGGACGCUACAGACAUUUUCGAUAGAAGACCGAUUUCGGGAUGUGUCAUGGUCUGACAAACACUGCUCUAUCUCUGCCACCUUUCACCGCAGAUGCGGAAGUGCGACAUAGGCGGAUGCGGUGGAUUGACACGCAGCCAAUGCAAAAAAGAUGUCUCUAGUUUAAACAGAUUUUUUUGUUAUCAAUUGACUCUAAGGGGUUGAAGGGAUACUUCGGGAUUUUGGCAAUGAGGCCCUUUAUUUACUUGCCCAGAGUGGGAUGAACUCGUGGAUACCAUUUUUAUGUAUCUUUGUCCAGUAUGAAUGAAGUUAGAGGUAGUUUCGCAAGCCAAUGCUAACUAGUGUUAGCACAAUGACUAGAAGUCUAUGAGUAUCUGCUAAUAGAAAUUGUAUCCACAAGUUCAUCUGAUUCUGGGGAAGUAGAUAAAGGGCGUCAUUGCCAAAAUCCCAAACUAUCCCUUUAACCUUGAUACCCUCACUGGGCCAGCUGUCUGUGUUUGAACAGUGUCCCUUCUCCCUAGCCCCCCUGUUGUGACUUGCCCUCUCUCCUAGCCUGUACAUUGUUAUGGCAUUGUAACAGGGCAUCUUCAGUGUUUUGUAGGUUAAGGUGAGAGGUGGGUGUAUAGCCUACUUGUUAUGUGCUUUCAGUUGUAGUCUACGUGUGUGUGUGUGUGUGCGUGUGCGUGCGUGCGUAUUGGUGAGUAAAGUGGCUGUGUCAUGGUGGAGUUGGUGGGGGGACAGAUGGUCCUGUCUGACAAUGGCUCUGCCUCUUGAGCUUAUUAGGGGAUUAACACUGUGUAGAUGUGUCCGCACGCUUAUGUGUACAUACUGUAGUGUAGGGUUCCCCAACUGGCAGGCAGCGGUCUGAAUUUGGCCCGCAGGUGAUUUUAUUUGGCCCUCCCAAGUUUUCUGAGUAACUGUUUAUUUAAUUUUUGUUGAUGGAUGUAAGACUAUAAAAACACCAGCAUACCAGCUUCAAGUGAUUUUAAUUUUGGAAAUCUGUUCCAAAGUAUUCCCACGCAUAAUAGAGAGAUGUGAUCCUAUACAAAUGUAAGCAAGGUUUGAAAUUAUUAUGUUUUAGUCAAAUAUAUCUGUUUGGGCUUCUUGCAGUCAAUUUGCAGUCUACAAAUUAAUUGUAAUUAUGUUCCGGCCCCCUGACCAUCCACUAAAGAGAGAAUUGGCCCGCGGCUGAAUCUAGUUGAUGAUCCCUGCUGUAGUGUAUGUGUGGUUAGUGGUGGUGUAGAGGUGCCUGUCUCCCAUUCCCAUCUGGUAAGUCAUUAUGUGGUUCAUUACAUGGUUAACAGAUCCGUUGUGUGGUGCUAGAAGUAAUUUAGCUGGAAUAUGUCUGAUGUUGUUUGUCUUGUCAUAUUUGUUUAUUUUCCAUGAUAAGAAAGCAUUAAGCAUAAUAUGUAGUUUAAAACAGACUGGCUAGAAUUUAGCUGUACAAUUUCAUUGCAUCUGCUGUCCAAAAUUAGCAGAAUGCCGUAAAUUCACCAUCUUGUUCAAGUUAGAAACAUUUCAGCAACUUGAGACAAUUGAGCUUCUUCUGAAACCUGAACACCAUAGGUAUUUGGUGAUUGUUUUGGUGUUUAACUGUAAAGUGUUCCUUACUGCUAUCAGUCUCUCCGGGCAAAUUACAUUAAUCACUGAUGAGAAGGCUUGUUAUUUGAUUAGGUCUAGAGCAAGGUGUGGGGGGAAAUGGCACAUGCCCCAAUGGGUGUGUGUGUUUGUGCCAGUGUGAAUAGGGGUUUGUUUAAGCAACCAUCAAUGGCUAAUUUUAAUGUAAAGGAAAUGCAGGAUCUGGUUUUGAUGUCGAUGGGCCAAACCAUUGUGAGAUAGGGGGAAGUUGUGAUGAGUUGUGGGGCUGGUCAAAAGUGACCAAUGAUGGGGUUGUCUGAGAGUGUCCCAGCAGAGGCUGACUAACUACUAAGGCAUAGAGAGCGAUGUAGAGAAAGCAGAAGGAGACUGUGGUUGUUGGGGUGACGGUGAGGACAUCGGACAGUCCUGUCGGAGGUUGUGUAAUAAACUGAACCCUGAACCUUGACCCCUGUGUUAUCAUCCAGGUGAGGAUGGGACUACACAGCAGCUCCUCUGAGGACAUGGACCAGAGACUAGGAGGUAAUGCAUGGGCAUGGACACACACAUUUGCACUAGACCCAUACAGUACAAUCGUACAGUAUCUGAUAUCACUACUAGGCACCAACUGACAAAAGGAUCCCAUGAAUAGAGGUGCCCACUGCAGUUAUAAUAGCCAUGAACGUUACAGAUGGGAACACAAUGUGUGCAUUCACGGGUGCAUGAUAACGGCUGUGCUUGAACUGAGACAGAAGUGUGUAAAUUCAUAGUUAAUACACUGCUUCAUCUAAAAAGACCAGCUUUAUUUACUCAAGUCAUAAACUUUUGGCAGCUUUUAUAUACAGUUUCCCCUGUUUGUUUUUUUCAUAGUAGAUAAUGUAGGCCAGUGUUUUUCAUAUUUUUUUUAGGCAUGGCAUAAAGUCCUCAAAAGUCACAUCCAGGACUUCUGACAACAUUGCAGCAGAGCUAGGUGGGGGAUCAGGAGCAAGAAACCUUAUAGAUGCUAACCUGUGAUUUUUUUUCACAGUGUUAUCCCCUGACAGAGUUCUGGAGACCACCUCCCUGAAGGAAAGAAUGGCCAAGUACCAAUCAGCCGUUACUAAAAAGGGCCCACUAGCACGCACUGUGAGUUUGCGUGUGUUUGUGUUAAUUAUACCAAUUUCGUACAGAAGAUGUGGUAUAUUACCUGUAAAAAAUAUAAGGCAAUGACCCCCUUUCAAACAGCCUUAUUUACCACAUUUCCCUUUUAAACAUAUCAGUGGGUAACUGGCAAAUUGGAAGGGGUGGGGGCUGUUUGGAUUUCAAAUUAGGGAGGUGUUAAACAAUGGAAGUGUUAAUGAAUUUACCUGCAGAAAAGCAGAGAACCAUUCACACAGACCCAAUACCUGUACUUGGGUUACAGGGUCUGUGAAAAUGCAGGAAUCACGACUAGGUCUUUAGGUGGGUUUUAAUUGACCAUGUUUUUUUACCCCCUACCCCUUUCAGAUAUAUAUGAGAAAGCUGGUAUAAAAAAGCAGGCAUGGUAAAAUAGUGGGAUUUUGGUCUGUUGUUUUUAAACACUCCCCUCUCCUCACAUUGUUUAGUCUCCUUUGUUUAGGAGAAGCUAGAGACACUGUGGACUCAGUCACCAGACCUAAACAUCUUUAUUUUUUAUUUUUUUGAAAGAAGUGAUCCUCUACUCUUGUUUAAUAGUCCAGAAGCUUUGGUCUCACCACAUCCAAGGCUAAUGGAAGGAUAGGAUAAAUGGAAAAGUUGCAUGUCAAAGAAAGACAGAUCUUACUUCACAUAUUUAGUAAAAACAGCCUUAGUUUGACAUUUCAUGUCUCUCUUGUCGCUGUUCUUUUACUGAUCAACCACUCUGUUCAUAUGCAGGCCAGUCAGUCAGAGGGAGAGGACGGCAGCCUCAAGGAGACUGUGCCCCCUAGUGGUGUGGCUGUGGUCAGUACCUACGGGUGUGUCCGUGUGUGUGGCCAUGUGUGUGUCCGUGUGUGUGUCCAUGCGUGUCCGUCUGUGUGCGUGCAUGUGGUGCGUCUGAGAAAUGUGGUUUUGAGGUGUGAGCGAGAGCUUGACUGAGGAAACAUACAGUGUGAGUCUGUGAGAUAAAUGAUACACUGUGUGUGAAGAUUAGUGAAUUGGAUAGGGGAGCAGCAUUUAAACGGAUACAAACUGUAAACCAAUGAAAGCUGAUGUGCUGUAAGUAAAUCAACUCCUACAAGACUGAAGUCUCCUAAAAAACCUGCUUUAAAACAUGAAUACACAUACAUAGUGACAGUAAACUCUUUCAUGGAUUUUUAUGUACAAUUGUAUAUGAGUGAACAAGCUAUAUACUGUAGAUUUGAUUGCUAACAAGGUUUUCUCUCUCCUUUUCUCUCUCAGAGCCAGGCUUUAGAGUCCUACAGCAGAAAAGUUGCUGUAGCAGAGACCAAUGGUGAGUCAGCUUUCAUUUCCCUAUCUCCCAUGAUGUCAUCCCCACAGCUCUCGGCUGGGGGUGCUGGGGACAGAACCGCACCCAGCUGCUCUCGCCUCUGAUUGGUCUUCUGUAUUCUAGGUUAAAGGGCAGAGAGGGGUGGCGCGCCGACUGGUUCGUUACCCUGAGUUACUGCUCUGUGUUUAGGGGUCUCACUCAUCUCAAGAAUUUCUAGUGAAAAGCCUGGCUCCCUUUUUUAUUGUUAUACUGCUCUGACUUCCUCUGGAGCCAAGAUGGAGUCCCUGUAGUCUCACUGGUAUGUUGUGUGUUUGGUCUGUUUCAGGUGAUGGCAUGGACACACCUACCUCUAAGGAUAGUACCUCUUCUCCAUCCUCAGCCCACAGUGACCCGCCCAAGGCAGCCAGGGUGAGUCCCCUCCAUAACCUCCAUCACAAUGACAUGUACAUCAUGUAUUAAAUCGAUAGGACCGCUAUCAAAUCUCUGACGAUAAGACUUGUUACUGACAACCACAAUGUAGUGUAUGAAAGGUCAAUUCUUAAAGUGUCUGUGUGUAGAAGUUCUGCCUGCCCGUGAGGGAGACGUGCAUUGCAUGCCUGAAGACGGUAUACCCGUUGGAGAGGCUGGUGGCCAACACCCAGAUCUUCCACACCUCCUGCUUCCGCUGUCUCCACUGCAACACCAAGCUCAGGUACUAGGGACACUCACUCGCCACGGGACACUUCAAAUAACAUUAUAUAAUAACAUUAUACAAAUUUCACAUUCCAAAACAUUUAGAAACCAUAGGAGAAAGAACAAAGAACAUGCAAAAACAGUAUUGUGUAUCGUGCAUCAUAAUACAGUACCUUUACAAAAUGCCUUUUGAAUUUAUCACAAGCCGAAUCAAUUGGAGGAACAUUAGCUUUUGAAUGUACAUUUGUAUGAUAUAUCACGUAAAUCCAGGACCACUUUUAGUAACCGGUGUCUUGUGUCUGCAUCUAUCUAAAAUAUGUUUUUGUGGUUCUUUGCUGCCCCCUGCUGUUCAGUCUGGGAAACUACGCCUCUCUGCACGGCAAUGUCUACUGCAAGCCCCACUUCAGCCAGCUGUUCAAGGCCAAAGGCAACUACGACGAAGGCUUCGGCCACCGGCCCCACAAGGAGCUGUGGACGCCCCGCGCCGAGGGAGAGGAGGAGGAAGAGGGAGUAGACCGGGAGGUGGAGAAGAGGCCAAAGGAGCAGACAGAAAGAGAGGCGGCGGUGUCCCGUCCAGCCUCCUCAGCCAAGCAGCCCAGCCCCACGGUGGAGGAGUCUCCCCUGGCCAAGGUGACGGACCUGACUGCCUCUCUGGAGACACGCAGCCACACCACCUCCACCGAGAAACUCUCCAGCGCCGAGAAAAUACCAGAGGCCCGCAAGCUGAGGGUUGCCUGGCCCCCUCCUGCUGACAGCGAUGCUGGGACCUCUCCAAUUUUGGAGGCUGGUGGUGGUGUGGGCCGGCCCUGGAGGGCCAAGUGGCCCCCGGAGGGCGAGGUGUCAUCGUCCACCCUGAGCCACGACAGGUCCGAGCUGAAGAGCCUGAGGAGGAGCUCGUCUCUGAAGGAGCGAAGUCGGCCCUUCUCGGUGGCACCCAGCCUCACCACCACCAAUGCCCUCGGGCCACGGGAGCCCCGCCGGCCCCUCAAAUCCCUGCUGGAGAGGAGGGGGUCACUGGAGGACAGCCGCUCCAUGCCUAGGGAACCAGAACUCCAACCCCAGAGGGGGAGAGAGGAGGAAGAAAAGGAGCGCAAGCCGGCCCCACCCAGCAGCAGUGUGGUGAAUAGAGAGACCAGCUCCGAGGAGGAGGUGGAGAGUCUGCCGGCGGCGCAGGAGGAGAAGAGAGAAGAGCCGAUGGAGAGAGGAAAAGAAGUAAAAGAGGAAGAGGCUUCUCUGAAAUGCCAAAGCGCCUCUCUGGAUAUCCCAGCGUCUCCCUCUCCGCCCCCGCAGCCCAAACACAACCGCAGCUCCCAGGACGUGGGCUUCUGGGAGGGCGAGGAGGAGGGGGGCGAUGGGGAGGGGGAGCAGCUCACCGUAGAGGAGAUGAUCAAGAGGAACCGCUACUAUGAGGAAGAGGAGGAGGAGGAAGAUAAUGUCUGA